This is a messenger RNA of Colletotrichum destructivum, 1467 nucleotides long. RefSeq lists its product as uncharacterized. Bases 1 to 1467 code for a protein of 488 amino acids. The record is from RefSeq and is a predicted model, not a curated record. NCBI's taxonomy places the organism in Eukaryota, Fungi, Ascomycota, Sordariomycetes, Glomerellales, Glomerellaceae. The transcript is spliced from 4 exons.
AUGCCGCAGACGAUGGGACGCGGUAAGGCUUUCAUGGGUCACAGCCGGAGCUCCCGCUCGGCGGAAUGGCAGAGCUCGUCCUCGGGGACGUCUCCCAUGACGCAGUCUUCACCCGAGACGUCCGAGUCCAGAAUCACGACGCCAGGAGACCUCGGCCUCGCCACGGGUACUUUGGAGCCCCUCCAUGCGGCCAUAACCGCCGCCUUCUUCGCCUUUGUUGGCGAUUCGCUCUCUCCCAUCACAGACAUAUUCUCCAUCUCCUUCAUGCGGACGUACCUCAACACUUCGGUACCCGUCCGGACCGUCGUGUCGACGAUUGGCAAGAUUUGUCUGGAGUUCCAGAAGCGCGUCAGCCUGGACAAGAAGCGGGCUGCCGCGGCCGCCGUGAUGAAAGAAGACCGCGCCAAGCUGAACGAGAUUCUAGAAAGGCUGACCGGCCCGGACAGCCACGACCAGCACGUGAUACUGCUGUACGGGAUCCUCAUGAUCUACGCCGAGUUCAUGACGAGUGACACGUGGGUCUACUUCCAAGCCAUAUUCCGGAAGUUGUCGGUCAAGGUCCAGGAGCAGUACAGGCAGAGGAAAUACAGGCCCCUCCUCUACUUUGACAGGGGAUUGCUCAUGAACUUUUCCAUGAUGGGGUCCUUCUACGCCAUAGUGUGCUUUGGGGACACGUUCCUCGUCGACCUAGACCUGUACGACCCCUCGCCGUUUGAAAGGGUGGGCUCGCUCGCCAGCCAAACCCGCGUCAAUUCCGCAAUCUUCCAUCGUUACACCACGUUUAUGGAACAUUUUGCACGCUUGCAUCACAGGGCGUAUACGUGGGUACAACAAGCUCGCAGCGUCAUCAGGGACCGCCACCUUAUGGAGGAUGUUCCAGCGGCAGAACUGAAAGGGCUGCUUGCUGUCAACGGACUGUGGCAGAAGGGAAAGGACAUUGUCGAGAGCUCGACAGUGGCCAUUGACGUGAUGGAAAGUCUGCGCGAAGUAGGCUACGAUAACCAUGAUGAUAAUGACGACAACGGCAAAGACGAUGACGACGGCGACGACGACGAUGAUGAUGAUGAAAUAGCCAAGGCCGACUUCAAAGUCUUGAGGGAAGCUUACUACCGGUACUCGGUCAUGGGACUCACACGCACCUUUUGCGACCCGGUGUGGAAGCUCGUGGACGAGAGCCUGCCGCACGCGGGGGAUGUGUGCGACCUCGAGGCCCACGGCGUGUUCGUCCGCGAGAGGAUCGCGCAGAGGCUGCCGGGCGUGGGCAUGGAGGCGUGGAGCUACCUGAUCAUCCUGGUGGGCGUCGGCAUGGAGUCGAACACGGAGGAGAACAGGAAGAGGCUGAGCGGCCUGCUGUACGACAUCAUGGGGAAGGGAUUCGCGAGCGCGGGCGCGUUCCUGGAGGACGCGUGGCUGGCCUGGGGGAUGAACCACCCAUUGGGGCUCGAGUACCAUGGCCCGACGUCGUGA